ACGUUUCAUCUCCACCUUACGUUAUCUUUUCAUCUUUUAUUUAUUUAUUGUUAUAAUUUAUAACUACAACACAACACAAAACAAACCUCUUCAUCUUAUUUCAUAUCAUAGAUAUUUUCUCUCUCCCUCUCCACCACCGUCGGUGGCUCCAUGGAUUCACAUCCCUGCCACCUCACCACCGUUCUCCACCUCAUCCACGACCACACCAACCUCUCUUCUCAAAUUGGAGCCGCCAAAGAGAUCCGCCGCCUCACCAAAACCUCCCACCGGUGUCGCCGACAAUUCUCCGCUGCCAUCGGACCCCUUGUUUCCAUGCUCUCUUUGCAGUCUUAUGAUGCCAACGAGGCAGCUCUGCUUGCUCUGCUUAAUCUUGCUGUUAAGGAUGAAACCAACAAGAUUAGUAUUGUGGAAGCUGGUGCAUUGGGACCAAUUGUUAGUUUUCUUCAAUCUAUGGAUUUAAAUAUGCAAGAACACGCGGUGGCGGCUAUAGUCACUCUGUCUGCAUCUCCGGUGAAGAAGCUAGCAGUCGGUGCAUCCGGGUGCAUCCCAUGUCUUGUAAAUAUCUUAAACCGUGGCUCACCGCAAGCGAAGAUGGAUGCAAUGUUGGCUCUUUCAAAUCUCUCAACCGAACCGGACAAUCUUACAUUAAUUAUGCAAUCUAACCCGGUCCCUAGUUUAGUAAACAUCCUUAAAACCUCGAAGAAAUCAUCGAAAAUCACGGAACGAUGCAUCUCGGUUCUAGAAUCACUAGUUGAGUUUGAAGACGCGAUAGUUUCGUUAACUUCGGAAGAAGGUGGAGUGCUCGCGGUUGUGGAGGUUCUGGAGAGUGGGUCACAUCAAAGCCGGGAACACGCGGUAGGGACACUUUUAACUAUGUGUCAAACGGAUCGGUGUAAAUAUCGCGAACCGAUACUAAAAGAAGGUGUGAUUCCGGGACUUUUGGAACUAACAGUUCAAGGAACUUUAAAAUCCCGAACAAAAGCCCACACAUUGCUUCGGUUAUUACGUGAAUCACCGUACAGAAGACCAGAAUUUGAAUCCGAGACACUCGAGACCAUCUUGAGCAACAUAGUUUCACAGAUUGAUGGUGAAGAACAAUGUGGGAAUGCUAAAAAGAUGCUAGCUGAAAUGGUGCAAGUGAGUAUGGAACAGAGUUUGAGACAUUUGCAACAAAGGGCUUUGGUCUGCAAUCCAUCUGAUCUAUCAAUCACAGCUUCUUGUGCUUCUGAAGUGUCUUUGAAGUAAAUCUUUGUCAGUACUAGGUUUUUUUUUUGUCUGUUUGCUGUCCUGUUAUUACCCACAGAACAUGUAUGUUAUUAUUUACUAGCCAGUCCAGGCCUUGUGGUGAUGAGGUAUCAUGAGACUGGUUGAUGUUGAACUUA
This is a messenger RNA of Helianthus annuus (common sunflower), 1382 nucleotides long. Its product is annotated as U-box domain-containing protein 3. Gene Ontology annotation, molecular function: protein binding. The transcript is spliced from 3 exons. NCBI's taxonomy places the organism in Eukaryota, Viridiplantae, Streptophyta, Magnoliopsida, Asterales, Asteraceae. Gene Ontology annotation, cellular component: nucleus; cytoplasm. The coding region runs from base 151 to 1245 and encodes 364 amino acids. The record is from RefSeq and is a predicted model, not a curated record.